AUGGAACAACAAUCAAGGUUGGGGAGGAAAUCAACAAGGGAACUAUCAACCAAGUCAACCACAUCAAUACCAACAAAGACCACCUUUUCCACCACAAAACUUUCAGCCAAGGCAACCACAACACCCUCCUCAAGUAUGUCUUUAGAGGACAUAGUAAAAAGUUUGGCAACUAGUACACAAGCUUUCCAACAAGAGACAAGAGCAAUCAUAAAGAACUUAGAGAAACAAGUUUCACAGCUUGCUACUUCCGUAAGCAAACUAGAAUCUCAAGGAAAGUUGCCUGCCCAAACUGAAGCAAACCCAAGGCACAAUGUGUGUGCCAUCACAUUGAGAGGCGGGAAAAGCUAUGAUGGUCCAAAAUUUUCGGUUGAUCAAAAAGAAGAUGAAAUAGUGGUUGAAGAGGCAACCAAAGAAGAGAAGGAGGAAGAGAAAACAAGCGAAAAGAAGCCUUUCAUCGCCGAGUCCAAAGUCACACCUGCUCCAUUUCCCGAAAGAUUAAAGAGCACGAAGAAAGAACGGGAGGAGAAUGACAUCAUGCAAAUGUUCAAGAGAGUUCAAAUCAACAUUCCACUCCUCGAGGUCAUCAAGCAGGUACCUAGAUACGCAAGGUUCCUUAAGGAUCUUUGUGUAUCUAAAAAGAAAUUAAAAGGAAAUCAAGUCGUAAUGGUUGGGGAGCAUGUAUCCGCGGUUUUGCAAAAGAGGAUGCCCCCAAAGUGCAAGGAUCCCGGUGUCUUUACCGUGCCUUGCAAGUUGGGAAAUCUUUAUGUACCCCGAGCUAUGCUUGAUCUAGGUGCAUCUGUAAAUGUCCUAUCAUAUUCUCUUUUCAAAUCAAUUGGUGAAGGAACAUUGAGCAAAACCGAUGUGAUCAUCCAACUUGCUGAUCGGUCUUUGGUACACCCAAAGGGAGUAUUAGAGGACGUGUUAGUGCAAGUUGAUGAAUUUGUCUUCCCGGCUGAUUUUUAUGUCUUAGAUAUGGGAGACGAUGACUCUCCAAGUUCAAGUUCCAUUCUUUUGGAUAGACCUUUUCUUAAAACUUCUAAAACAAAAAUCGAUGUCUACAAUGGAACCUUGAGUAUGGAAUUUGAUGGUGAAGUUAUCAAUUUCAAUGUGCAUGAAGCAAAAAAGACUCCUUUUGAUGUUCAAUCUGUUAAUUUUGUCAAUUUGAUCCAUCCCUCAACAAAAAAGGGUUUGAACUUGUCUAACAAUGAAUUUCUGGAGUUAGUUUUGUCACGAAAACUAGACAGGGACAAAGCCAAAGAGCUUGCAAAGAAGUUUGAUAUGGAUAAUGAAGUGUUGGAGAUUUUAGAGUUUAUUGAUGACAAGAAGCAUGUAAGGAGUUAUGAUAUGUUAGAGAGUCCCACGUAUCGAGACUGA
Molecule: messenger RNA, 1374 nt
Organism: Lactuca sativa (garden lettuce)
Lineage: Eukaryota; Viridiplantae; Streptophyta; Magnoliopsida; Asterales; Asteraceae
Source: RefSeq, a predicted model, not a curated record